Cyprinodon variegatus (sheepshead minnow) is the source of this 4551-nucleotide messenger RNA. It is a transcript of the gene tcf12, whose product is annotated as transcription factor 12-like. Bases 153 to 1793 code for a protein of 546 amino acids. Gene Ontology annotation, molecular function: RNA polymerase II cis-regulatory region sequence-specific DNA binding; DNA-binding transcription factor activity, RNA polymerase II-specific; protein dimerization activity. The transcript has 14 exons. The record is from RefSeq and is a predicted model, not a curated record. Gene Ontology annotation, cellular component: transcription regulator complex. Gene Ontology annotation, biological process: regulation of transcription by RNA polymerase II. Lineage: Eukaryota; Metazoa; Chordata; Actinopteri; Cyprinodontiformes; Cyprinodontidae.
ACAAUCCUGCUUUGCAUAAGUUUCCUCUGAGUGGGUCUGGUGUGGAGGCCAGUAGUGAAAGAAUUAUUAGUCCCUUUUGCACGGUUUGGAUGUAUGUGUAGAGAGGAAAGCUGCUGCUACACGCCGCUAUCAUCUAAAUAGUUGAAGCUACAAUGUAUUGCGCCUACCCAGUCCCUGGAAUGGGCAGUAACUGUUUAAUGUAUUACUCCAACGGGAAAUCGGUGUACGCACCGUCUCCGAACUCGGAGGACUUCAACAGAGAUUCCCCGUCUUAUUCCUCGCCCAAACCUUCCAGCAGUAUGUUUGCAAGCACUUUCUUUGAUGGUACCCACAGUUCUUCGGACCCGUGGAACUCAUCCAGCGGGAUCAGUCAGCCUGGCUACGGGGGAAUGCUGGCAGGAUCUUCAUCUCACAUGGCCCAGACGGGAAACUACAGCAGCCUGCACUCACAUGACCGUUUGAACUACCCAGCACACUCCGUCUCUCCAGACAUCAAUGCCAGUCUUCCCCCCAUGUCAAGCUUCCACCGGAGCAACGCCAGCACUUCACCGUUCGUCACCGCAGCACACACUUCAUCCGUCAACUCAGCCGACGGGGUUAUGGUCGCUGCAAAUCGAGGGACAACUACUGGAAGCUCACAGACUGGAGAUGCGCUCGGCAAGGCUUUGGCCUCGAUUUACUCUCCUGACCACACUAGCAGUAGUUUCCCCUCCAAUCCGUCCACACCUGUGGGUUCUCCUUCACCUCUGACAGCCACAGCAGGAGCUGGCUCAGCGGGGACUGUGGUGACUGCUGCAGGGACUCCGUCUGGGAGGCCAGGUGCCAACCAGUGGCCUCGUGCAAGUGGACACACUCCCUCCUCUCCAAGUUACGAGAACUCCCUCCACUCUCUGAAAAACAGAGUUCAUCAACAGUUACAUGAGCAUCUCCAGGAUGCCAUGUCUUUCUUAAAGGAUGUCUGCGAGUCUCGAAUGGAAGAUCGUCUGGACAGAUUGGAUGAUGCAAUCCUUGUAUUGAGGAACCAUGCAGUGGGCUCCACCACCAGUCUGCCCAGCGACAUACACAGCCUGCUGGGACAGGCGAACGGGCCAAUAACAACCAUUGGACCAAACUUUCCCGCCUCUGCUCUAGUUCCAAGUCGGACUUCGACGAUGCAGGGUGGUGAUGACAAUGUCAGCCUGAGCAACAGCCAUGGAGGCCUGCCCAGCACCGGCUCCACGUCCAGCACAGAACUUAACCAUCAAGUGGAAGCGUUCAGAGGUCUUACAUCAGUGUUAUCUGGUCAAGUCCCUGCUACCCUGGAACUGAAGAUUGAGAAACAGGAAAAGGAGGACAUGCUCGAUAGCCUCACUGAUAAGUCGGAUGAUGAGAGUGACAGGAGAGACAUGAAGACACCCAGAGCAGGUCAACGAACCAGUAGCAUCACUGAAGACGAGGACCUGAAUCCAGAACAGAAGGCCGAGCGCGAGCGAGAGAGGAGGAUGGCGAACAACGCCCGUGAGCGCCUGAGGGUUCGAGACAUCAAUGAGGCCUUCAAGGAGCUGGGCCGCAUGUGCCAGCUGCACUUGAAAAGCGAGAAGCCCCAGACCAAACUACUCAUCCUUCAUCAGGCUGUGGCCGUCAUUCUUAGCUUAGAGCAGCAAGUCAGAGAGCGAAAUCUCAACCCCAAAGCAGCCUGCCUUAAGAGACGAGAGGAGGAGAAGGUGUCUGGGAGCUCGAGUGACGGGCAGCAGGGGCACACAGGAGUCCAUCCAGGACUGACUGACUCAUCCAACCCAAUGGGACACCUCUGAGCAGGAGGCAGAUCAAUGCGCUGCAGAUCAUUUCUGCCCUGCGUGAGCUGGUGAGCCUGCCUCCCAGUGACCGACUGCACUCAUGGUUCGCCACACUAGUUGCAGGAGACAGAUCACUUGAAGUGAAACUAAAAGAGUCCAACACAAUCCAGCCCUGAGAUUUAAGAAAGCCAAUCGUCCAGUUCCAUCCGACCGGUUUCCAUCUGCAAAUUUUUCCCUGCAAAGAAAAACUAAAAUCCUUCGCACAUAUCAGUGUCUGCAAGAAGUGUGUUGCUCCUGAACAAUCAGAGACUACGCAGUCUCCUCCAACCUUAGGAGGAAGUUGCCUCGUGCCUAAACUGAAUUGACGAAUGCAUUGUAACAGCUUUUUUUUUUUUCCGUCUGUUUCUUUUUUUUUUCUAUUUAUUGUGUUAUUGAGCUAUACGGUGUAUGCCUAAAGGGAAAGUUUGUUAAAAACACACAGAAGCAUGCAGCUUUCUAGUGGAGCUAUAGUUUGCCUGUGUCACCGUUGAAACAGAGCACUCCACCCCCCCGCUCCAGUCUUUGGCAAGUCCAAGAUGAGGGGAAAACAUUCGGGCACUGAGAAGAUUGAGAUUAAUUUAUUGGCCAGUUUAGACUGAUAUUUAUACCCUGCAACAACAAAUAUUAGCUUUUAGCUGCAAACAACAGAAUUGUCCAAUAUUUGUUUAAAGAUUUAUUUAUAUUUAUUUUUUGCCACUGAAACCAAAACUACCUAAUGUGUAUUUGUCUGUAGUUUAGAAAACUGAGAUGAUAAAACAAGCCCAACAACCGACACCCUAAAGGUGGCAGAUGAUUGGCAAACUGUAGUUUUACUGAAAGCUCAUAUGUUAUAUUAUUUUUGUUUAUUUCCCUCCAUUGAAACUUUAAAAAAGGAAAAUGUUUGUCAUUCCCUGAAUAUUUCGUUUCGACUAAAGGUCUCCCUUUGCCAUAUAGUGUUAAAACAUAAACAGAUCAAUGGUUUCACAGAUCCCGGUCUGAGGUCAACAUCCAGAUCCUUUUUUUUUUUUUUUUUUUUUUUUUCGUCUAUUGCUUUUGUUUGUUCUGUUUUUGGCCGUGUUGGCACCAGCGAAUUGAAGAUGUAGAAGAAAAAGUAAAAAAAAAAGAAGAGAACGAUGACCAUUUUCUCCUGGCCUGAUGAACAUAUCAGUUUUCUUUUUCUUAAUAUAACAAGAAAUUAAACUUCCAGCUCAGUUAUUCAGAGUUAUGCUUUUUUGUGUUGUAAGCGAGUCCGUUCCUCGUUUUGACUUCCAGUGCUAUGACGUCGGGUCUCAAUCAUCAGAGAACAUCUAAGUUAUUCUUCAGUCAUGUUUAGAUCAAGGCUAGGUUAGAUACUUCCUGGUUAUCAUUGGACAGUAGCUCCAUAAUGAACAAAAGCAGUCAACAAGGUUUCCUUUUACAUUUCAAAGCAUUGAUUAUGGCUUUAUUUUAUUUCCCCUAUCAGUGUGCAUGCUUUACAUCUCUCCUUUUUUUUUGUAUCUUUUGGUCUUAAGACUUGCUUUUUAUUCCAUAUUUUUGUAUAAUAUGUUCUGUCAUAUUUUCCGCCUGAAACGAAGCGGCCGCGUUCAGGAUGAGACUUCAGGACAACAAAGGGACUUCAUCUAGAAGAAAUCAUGCCCAGCAGGAGUUUACAUUUAACACGCUUUUAUUAUUGCGAUGCAUUAAAGCAAAAUUAUCUGCAUUCUCCGCCUGAACUCGACCGUCUUCUUCCUUUCAGUAUUUCAUGACCUUGUAUUCAUGUUGACAGACUGUUGACUGAGAGGCUAACCUAUGUCACUUCCAGUUCUAAUUUCCUUCAUUUUGUCUGCUUACUUCCUGUUCCUCCUUUGUUUUUUUUGCUCCUCUGUUUGCCAAGUUAGACUUUGCUGUAUUCCCAGAUGCGUUCCCUUGUAUAAUAUAUGAGAAAAACAAAAAACAAAAGAAAAAAAAUACAUUUGGCUUAUUUUUCACUGUAGUUAGUCUUUUAUACUAUAAUACUGUAAGAAUAUUUCUUGAAUUCUAAAUAUUACUCUUUCUAGAUUUUUGAAAGCAAAAGUUUUGAGUAAAAAGUUUCUUACUUUAUUUUACUAUAUUAGAUAGUAAAAUGUACGGUUAUUUACCAUAACUUGUCAAUUAUUGCAAGAGAUUUACGAAUGGCAAAAGACAGCAGAUCUGCAGCUUGUGAUGGGGUUCUUUAAAAGGCUUCCGAAGAGCUGCAGAUUCCUGAAAUAGAGACGUUCAUCUUCCUCUUAAGUCGCCGCUGUCGCUCAAUAAAAGAUUUGAUCUUGUGUCAAAUAAAAAGUGUUGAUCUGCAUAAAAAAAAAAGACAAAGGAAAAAAAACAACUGUGGCAGCAAGAAUUUGAAUUUUCUGUCUUUUUCAACAGGAAAACAUGUAUAUAACAUUUAUGUUGCAAUAAAUGUGCCAUCUUUUUUUAAACUGGAUUCUAUGUGCAUUUAUUUCUCUGAGCAAAAAGGUUUCUUUUUUCCCAAAGCAUUAAUAUUUGUUUUGUAAAACACAUUCAAAGAAAGAACAGAGCUCACCUCAGAAACAAGGGUCUUGAAUUAGGCUUUCUUAUUGUUUCCUUUUUGUUCGUUUGUUUGCUUUUGGAGACGUUUCUACAGUGGAUUUAGGCCAAAUGAGUGUUUUAUAGUAUGUAACUUCUUUUUUUUUAAAUAUUACCAGUGGACCAUUGUAGUCUGUAUGAAAAGUAAUAUGAAUAUAUAUGUUUCUAUUUUUAAUAAAGUGUGAUAGCAGCGUGA